Molecule: messenger RNA, 3523 nt
Organism: Myxocyprinus asiaticus (Chinese sucker)
Lineage: Eukaryota; Metazoa; Chordata; Actinopteri; Cypriniformes; Catostomidae
Product: 5'-AMP-activated protein kinase subunit gamma-1-like
Exons: 13
Coding region: 142-1134 (330 amino acids)
Source: RefSeq, a predicted model, not a curated record
CCUGCUCAGCGGUGUUCGUCUUCUGUCAGCGAACCAAAUGAAAACAUCAUUUCAGUGUUCACAGACUGAGUUAAAUCAUCAUUGCAGUUUCCAGAGACCAAACUAAACUCUAUUUGGGUCUAAAGAGACUGUGAAUGGACCAUGGAGUGUGUUCCUGCUGUUUUAGAUGAGUUGGAUGGUAAAAAAGAGGCACCCAUAGAGGACCCAGAGUAUAAUGUGUACACACGCUUCAUGAAAUCCCACCGAUGUUACGAUCUGGUGCCCACCAGCUCAAAACUUGUGGUUUUUGACACUUCUCUACAGGUGAAAAAGGCAUUCUUUGCUCUGGUAUCUAAUGGAGUGAGAGCAGCUCCUCUCUGGGACAGCAAGAAGCAAUGCUUUGUUGGUAUGCUGACCAUCACAGAUUUCAUCAAUAUACUUCAUCGCUAUUACAAGUCUCCUCUGGUCCAGAUAUAUGAGAUAGAAGAGCACAAAAUAGAGACAUGGAGAGAGGUCUACUUGCAAGAUUCUUUCAAGCCUCUCGUGAGCAUAUCGCCGAAUGCCAGUCUAUAUGAUGCCGUUUCAUCUCUACUGAAGCAUAAGAUCCACAGAUUACCUGUGAUUGAUCCACUGACAGGAAACACACUCUACAUUCUCACACACAAGAGGAUCCUCAAAUUCCUCAAACUUUUUAUAUCUGAGAUCCCCAAACCUGCAUUUCUCUCUCAAACACUGGAGGAGUUGAACAUCGGAACGUUUUACAACAUUGCUGUGGUGCACUCCGACACACCGCUGUAUGCUGCUCUGGGAAUCUUUGUGGACCAGAGGGUUUCCGCCCUGCCUGUGGUGGAUGAAAAUGGGCGAGUGGUUGACAUCUAUUCCAAGUUUGAUGUUAUCAAUCUGGCAGCUGAGAAGACGUACAAUAACCUGGACAUCACUGUGACUAAAGCCCUACAGCAUCGUUCACAGUAUUUUGAAGGCGUCCUCACCUGCAGAGCAAACGAGACUCUUGAAGCCAUUAUCGGUAGACUGGUGGAGGCAGAGGUUCACAGGUUAGUAGUCGUGGAUGAGCAAGAAGUAGUAAAAGGCAUCGUGUCUCUCUCAGAUAUCUUGCAGGCUUUGGUGCUCACUAAUGGAGACGAUGGAACAGCUUGAUGGAAGUAAAAAAUACAGAGGAAGUCUCUCUUACUUUCUCUGCAGCUGGAAAGAUUGAUUGAGCACAGAGAAGUACGGUCAGCUGUUUUAAAGCACAACAAAUGAUUAGAUAUUUAGCUGCUCAAAUCAACCGAAGAUGCUCAAUUAGCGAAGAGACUAUUACAAAAAUACAGCCCCAAAACAGAGUCAAAUAGGAAACGACACCAUCCACACUCCUGUGUUGCAGAAAAUGAAUCCAAAUGAUUUUAGCAGCAAUCUGUCACUUUAUUGCCCCCUUUUUGGGUGUUUGUUCACUUUGGGUUACAAAGAUUGUACCUGGAAAUAACAUGCACUUGAAACACAUGAUGUACAGGUGUUUAAAUGUCAUUGGAGAAGAAAGCUAGUGUUUAAAUCCAGAAUAAGAGACAUUCCAUUUACAUUCCGAGUCGCUCACGUCACACAGGUAAAUCCUUGAAAGCCAAUGAACAUAAUCUAAAAAUAGACUGUUUCAAAACUGACAAACAUUCACUCCUUCAGGAUUCAGGGGAUAGUAUCAUUACUUAGUUUCUUCUCAUGUAGAGCUCUUGGUUUGUGAACACUAAGGUUUCUCUGGACACGCUACCUGUGUGAAGAUCAAAGUUAUCUUUAGUUCCACACUAAGAGCCAUUUCUACUUUCUUUACAAUGUGAAAACAGAGCAAAGAUAAGGGAGAUCUUUUGUAAGAUGUUUUAGACGUUUAAUCAGUUAAUAUUUAGCAUUAUUGUUUCAGUAGAAUCCCAAAAGCCAUGUUGUUAUAGAGCGCAAAAAUGCCCGCCCACUUUAUUAUUAGACAUAUUGGUUCCGGAAGUAUUUUUCACAUUUCUUUUUUCCAUAGGGAUUUCAUAAAAUUCUUCAUAAAAGAGUUGUAAGCCACAAACCAAACCAACCAACUCCGAGGUGAAUCACAACAUUAAAAUCUUUGAUUUGAAGCAAAAAAUUAUUUGAAAAUCAGACAAAAAUUCAUAGAUACAAGACUGUGUACUAAAGUUCUUAACCCUUGUGCUGCGUUGACAUUUUUUUUUACCUAAUUUGGUGUUCCCGGUCAAAAAUGACCGGCCUAUAAAAAUAGCUUAUAAAUCUCUCAAUAUGCUAUAUUAUUACCAAAUAUUGGAUUAGAUCUUUUUGCCAACUUGUUUUCUUUCAAUUCGCACAGGUUUUGUAUUUCUUUUUGGAGCUUAUUGAUCGUUGGCCUCAUUGACCUGAGCUUAUGCACCUCUGUUUUUGAGUGAAAAAAGCAUUAUUUGUGAAUAAUUUUGGCAAUAUUAUAUAAAAUAUGAAAACAUUCUGUACUAUUAUAGAAAAUAAAAGCACUUCAAAAUAAAAGUCCUGUUUUUUGUGAUCUUCCCCAUUCAUUUUCAAUGGCCGGUCAUCUUUGACCGGGAACACCACAAUUCUAUUGAUUCUAUUGGAGAGUGGUCACUGUGGGGCAAAGACAGUUCUGGUGUGUGUGUGCAUGCAUGUUUGUGUGUGUGGUAAUGAUGGAUGGAUGUUGGAUGAAUUUCAGGGUAAGAUUCAUCUCUGUGAAAAAGAAAGCAUGUAAUACUCAAAUGAGUUUGUGCGUGUACCUGAGCAUAUGUGUGUUUGUGUGUGUGCACAGUUCCGAGACCUUUAUGUUUGUAAGCACACAUGCACAUAUGUGAACAUGAACAUGCUCCUGAACACUAAAUUUUUCUCUUAUUUUUCAUCUCCCCCAUUCAUUUUCAAUGGCCGGUCAUUUUUGACCAGGAACAGCACAAGUGUAACAAGGUAAAUGGGAUUUUUACCACCAAAUCCAGACCGUUGCGCUGUAUUAUUAUUCAUAUAUCAAGCAGAAAUUUAGCUCUUUAUUGCUUUGGCUCAGACACGUUAGUAUCAAUGCUCAUGUUUUUCAAAAGUUACAGAGGGUUUAACACUGCAGAAGUGUUCAUUUAUAGUUACAGCUUGAAAUGUUGCUACUGAUUUCACUUGACUUUAUUUGCUUCAAGAUCCACACUCAUUAAACGGCUAAAACAACCUUCGUAAAUGUGUCGACAUUGAAGUAUAUCGUGUUUUUAUAGAUGUAAAGUGGGAAGUUCAACAAAGAGACAGUGUACAUAGGAAAAUCAAUGAGCAAAUUGAGCAAAGCUGUAAUGAAACUCCCACUUCUGGCUCACUUUUGGACGGCUCGCACUUUUGUGUGAACUUUUUUUACAUUGUAGCCAGACUUGAUAUGGGAAACAGAUCGUUUCACCAUGUUAAUGUAAUAUAUUUAGCUGGUUUUACUCUCUCUGUAAUACUUUUUAUGACUCAAAUGGCUGAAAUGUAAAUACACCAAAACUGUUUUCUAAUUCUCUCAUGUCAAAGAUGUUUUAUUCAAUGCAUGAGCAAAAUAAAAUGUAUUCAGUUUGUCAAA